GAAAGGCCUCAUGAAGACCGUGCUUUGGCUGCUUUGGAUGUGAAGCAAUACCGGUACACCAUCAAAACCUUUAAGAUGGUCAAGACAGAAAAGAAAGGCCUGAAGCUCCACGAGAGCGUCGACAAUGUGGAAGAGCGGGAUUUCAAUGCCAUGGGGCUGGCCUUGUCUGGAGGCCCCCAGACCAAGAUGAUCACUAUCAGUGCGAUGGAGAUGCUCAAAGCCCAGUUGGAAGCAAUUGUCGACAACAGUGAGCGCACGGAGCUCAAGCAAGCUUACUUUGAGCAGGUGCGCAAGCUUCAGACCAACCUGGAGGAGAGCAAGAAGAAAUAUGUAUAUACAGUCCUUUUUGGAAAGGGAAGUGACCUGCCACCAGACAAUUUGGAAGUAAAAGCCGAAGAAUUGGCACAGCUUCAGCAAACCAUUGCUGCUGCCCACAGAGAGGUCAAGAAGCAGUUGUCUCCCAUCAAGAAGUGGGCAAGCAACCCUUCCAGCUGA
Messenger RNA from Durusdinium trenchii, 495 nucleotides. The record is from the annotation of a GenBank genome assembly. NCBI's taxonomy places the organism in Eukaryota, Dinophyceae, Suessiales, Symbiodiniaceae.